AUGAUGGAUAGAAUUAGAGAUGAAGAGAAACCACUUCAUAUAGUAAUGUUUCCAUGGCUAGCCUUUGGUCACAUGAUUCCAUAUCUCGAAUUAGGCAAACUUAUAGCACAAAAGGGUCACCGGGUAAGCUAUGUUUCUACCCCAAGAAACAUACAGCGCCUCCCUAAACUCCCACCACACUUAGCUCCUCUCAUCAAAUUUGUAAGCCUUCCCAUGCCCAAAGUUAAUAACCUUCCUGAAAAUGCAGAAGCCACCAUAGAUGUCUCUUAUGAUGUCGUUCAACACCUUAAAAAUGCACAUGACAAACUUGAACAACCUUUGACUCAUUUCCUUAAAUCUUCUAACGCUGAUUCCAUUUUCCAUGAUUUUACUCAUUAUUGGUUGGGUCCUGUGGCAUCCAAACUGGGUAUAAAAUCUGUAUUUUUUUCUAUUUUUACUCCACCGCUUAUAGGUUUUAUGGGACCAGCCUCGGUUCUCAAGGGUACUGAUCCUGGUCGAACAAAGCCAGAGGAUUUCACGGUUGCUCCACCGUGGGUUCUGUUUCAGACCACUGUGGCUUUCCGUUAUUUUGAAAUUAUGAAGAUUGCAGAUAUUUUAUCCGAGAACGAUUCGGGGUUUUCUGACCUGUAUCGUACUGGUUGUUGUAUUGAAAACUGCGACACUAUUUUGAUUCGCGGUUGCACCGAGUUUGAACCUGAGUGGUUUCAAGUGAUCCAAAACAUUCAUCAGAAACCAGUUCUCCCCGCCGGCCAACUCCCCACAACGGUGUUCAAGUGCAGUGAUGAAAGUGACACAUGGUGGUGGAUGAAGGAGUGGUUGGACAAGCAACAAAGUGGCACAGUGGUAUAUGUUGCUUUCGGUAGCGAAGCAAAACCAAGUCAAGAAGAAGUUACUGAGAUAGCUUUGGGGUUGGAGAAAUCAAAGCUUCCAUUCUUUUGGGUUCUUAGAGUUCAACGUGGAUCUAUGGACAAGGAUGUGUUGGAAUUGCCAGAAGGGUUUGAGGAGCGAACCAAAGGGUUUGGAGUGGUAUGCACUAGUUGGGCUCCACAAAUGAAGAUAAUGGGUCACGAGUCAGUUGGUGGAUUCUUGACUCAUGCAGGUUGGUCAUCUGUUGUGGAAGCAAUUCAGAACGAGAAGCCACUUGUGUUGUUGACAUUUCUUGCAGAUCAGGGAAUAAAUGCCAGGGUGUUGGAGGAAAAGAAGAUGGGCUACUCAGUGCCGAGGGAUGAGCAAGAUGGGUCGUUCACAAGUGAGUCUGUGGCUAACUCGAUUAGGUUGGUUAUGGUUGAAGAAGAGGGAAAGAUCUAUAGAGAAAAUAUUAAAGAGAUGAAGGACUUGUUUGUCAAUACUGAAAGACAAGAUAGAUAUGUUGAUAACUUGUUGAACCAUCUUAGAUGUCUUUUGAAACAUUGA
Molecule: messenger RNA, 1413 nt
Organism: Vicia faba (fava bean)
Lineage: Eukaryota; Viridiplantae; Streptophyta; Magnoliopsida; Fabales; Fabaceae
Source: the annotation of a GenBank genome assembly